AUGGUGGAGAAGCAGCUAGUAUCACCCCUGACACAUAUCAUAAACAACUGCAUAUCAAAGCAGCUAUUUCCAUCACCUUGGAAGACUGUGCGUAUCUGUGCUAUUCCAAAAGCUGAGAAGAUAACAUCCAACAACGACCUCCAUCCUAUAUCCAUUCUUCCAACCUUAUCCAAGAUCUUCGAACGUCUGGUUCUUCGACAAAUGUCUGAUUUUCGUAACCAACACAACUACUGGAGUACUUAA
Messenger RNA from Paramuricea clavata, 243 nucleotides. The record is from the annotation of a GenBank genome assembly. NCBI's taxonomy places the organism in Eukaryota, Metazoa, Cnidaria, Anthozoa, Malacalcyonacea, Plexauridae.